AUGUCACACCCAGUGAGCAGUUUAUCUGAAGGGUACGGGUCCCGAAUUGUAAAGACGGAGGACUCCCUCAUCCUCCUGGAGCGAAACAGAAGCUCUGUAGAUCCCUGGGAGAUGGUUGAGACCAAACCAAACAUUGAAGCCCUGGAAAGGGGUGUCCCGGGCCUUCACUUCUCCUGCUAUGACAUGCUUCUCACUGAAGACGCCACUUGGCUGGUAAAAGUUUCUGAUGCCUCCCCAAUGCUGGCCGUGCCCAUGAAUCACAUGGAGAACCUGGAGGAACCGGAGCAGUGUCCCAUCAUUGACAGCCAGGAGCAAGGCCUGUCUCCUGGGCUGGUGGGGCAGGAGGAGGAGCGGUCUCUGGAGCAGGUUCAGAGCAUGGUUGUUGGAGAGGUGCUAAAGGACAUCGAAACUGCCUGCAAGCUCCUCAACAUCACCCCAGACCCGAUUGAGUGGAACACAGCAAAUGUCCAAAAGUGGCUGCUAUGGACUGAACAUCUGUACAAGUUACCUCACGCAGGAAAAGCCUUUCAGGAGCUGACCGGAAAGGAUCUGUGUGCCAUGAGCGAGGAGGAGUUUCGCCAGCGCUCCCCGCUGUGUGGAGACACGCUGCACGCUCACCUGGACAUAUGGAAGUCAGCUGCCUGGAUGAAGGAGAGGUGUUCAGUCGUGGAGACUAAAACUACAGGCCAUGAGGAGCUGUGGUCCGAAGCGGACUCGUCUUGUUCGGGUCAACCUAUUCAUCUGUGGCAGUUCCUCCGAGAGCUCCUGCUCAAACCUCACAGCUACGGACGCUGCAUCCGCUGGCUAAACAAAGAAAAAGGCAUUUUUAAAAUCGAAGACUCGGCCCACGUGGCGCGGCUGUGGGGACUCAGAAAGAACCGACCUGCCAUGAACUACGACAAGCUGAGCCGCUCCAUUCGUCAAUACUAUAAGAAGGGCAUCAUCCGUAAGCCCGACGUGUCUCAGAGACUGGUGUACCAGUUUGUUCACCCAGUAUGAG
Molecule: messenger RNA, 1000 nt
Organism: Nematolebias whitei (Rio pearlfish)
Lineage: Eukaryota; Metazoa; Chordata; Actinopteri; Cyprinodontiformes; Rivulidae
Product: SAM pointed domain-containing Ets transcription factor
Exons: 5
Coding region: 1-999 (332 amino acids)
Biological process (GO): cell differentiation; regulation of transcription by RNA polymerase II
Cellular component (GO): nucleus
Molecular function (GO): sequence-specific DNA binding; DNA-binding transcription factor activity, RNA polymerase II-specific
Source: RefSeq, a predicted model, not a curated record